Messenger RNA from Ectocarpus sp. CCAP 1310/34, 1782 nucleotides. NCBI's taxonomy places the organism in Eukaryota, Phaeophyceae, Ectocarpales, Ectocarpaceae. The record is from the annotation of a GenBank genome assembly.
CCACCAACACCCCAAACCGCUUCCCGAGGCAACCCCACUACCAUGGCUGAACGCCGGAAGCGCCAGCAUCCCCAGGGGCCCGCAGCGCAACGCCGGGAGAGCGCCGUGGAGGAGCUAUCGAUGAGGACGGUGCAGCCCAGAAAAACACACGAGAUCUCUCACAGUCCUGGGUCUUCUGUAGGCCGUAGGAGUGGUGGCGGGCGUGGUGGCAGCAGGAGAAGCUCAUCGUGCCCACUGCCCUCAGUAACGGGAGCCCAUCUAUGAGCCCAAGCGGCUUCCGUAUGCCCAACACGAGGCGGACCUCGAUAAACGGCAAGGCUGGCGGCGGUCGUACCGCAUGGAGAAGGCCAGCUUCCACAAGCUUGUCGAGCUACUCCGCCCUUCGCUGGCAGUCAACACCUUCUUCGGCGGUGAGAGUUAAUGUGUAAAUGCAGCCGCCCACGGCAGGUAUGCGUAAGGCUUCCUCUCAUGUAUACGUAGAGAACAACGGGGAAGAGCAAGUCUAAAAGCCAGGAGAAACACUACUGCUGUAGACUGCCUUGCUGUUUGUUUGCUAUCUUUAAAAAAAAAAAACUCCCUAAUGGAAACAUGCAGCCAGGGUAUGCAUACACGCAGCAGCACUCAUUCUACAGCAGUAGGUACAGCAGUGUCUGCACAUGCAUACAGCAGCAGUCGUUGUAUGGGAACGACAGGAAGAUACUAUGGUGGCGCUGAAAUAAGUUCAGCAGUAUGAAUAGAGCGUGCAACACACGCCGGCGCCACUAUACAUUAGACAUGCCUCGUCGGGAGCCUACACAGGUUGUCGUAUCCCGCAAUGAUAGCAUACAAGAGUCGACACGUGCUCCUCAUUUGCAUAUGCGAGGUUAGUUGUGUGUUCCGUGAAGAACACAGAGCCGUCUCACAACCCUAGUCGGGAGGUGUAUUGGGCCGGUACUCUGGCGAGUUUAACGAUGACAUGCGUCCUUUGACGCUGGCGAUUGCAAACACACCCCCUAUGACACUGGUACAUUUUUCCUGACCGACACACGCUUAUCCUUCGAACACUAUCUGCGCAUCGCUCCGAAACCCCACAGCACUGCGAUCGCCAAUCAACGGCGCCAUAGCCGUAGAAGUCCGCGUUGCCGUGGCGUUGAGGAUCCUGGCUGGCGCUAGUUACUGGGAUGUUGCCCUCAUGUUUGGCUUGUCGGUGCCGACCACGUACCAGAUCUUGUGGCCGGUGAUCGACGCCAUCAACAAGUCGCCUGCGGUUGGGGCGUUCGACUUCCCCUUGACCGAGGAAGGCUGCAUGCGAAAUGCCAACAGAUUCAAGGUGAGGCCUAACGGUGGCCAUUACUGCUGCUGUGGGUUAUUCUUGGCGGCAUUCUCUUGACCAGCCGCGGGAUGUUUUUUUUCUAAUUACGUCUGGCGUUUCCAGCCGUUUUAGUGUAGGGAGGCCUAGACACAGCCUUCGACGGUAACACAGGAAAAAAAAUGUCGUUCNGACUUCCCCUUGACCGAGGAAGGCUGCAUGCGAAAUGCCAACAGAUUCAGGGUGAGGCCUAACGGUGGCCAUUAUUGCUGCUGUGGGUUAUUCUUGGCGGCAUUCUCUUGACCAGCCGCGGGAUGUUUUUUUUCUAAUUACGUCUGGCGUUUCCAGCCGUUUUAGUGUAGGGAGGCCUAGACACAGCCUUCGACGGUAACACAGGAAAAAAAAUGUCGUUCCCGGCGGAUACAAGUUCGGAUUGUCAUGUGGUCAGCAUGCCUUUAAUCGAAAAACAACCCCCGGGUCCCGGGUGGUUCGCC